Molecule: messenger RNA, 2176 nt
Organism: Trichoplusia ni (cabbage looper)
Lineage: Eukaryota; Metazoa; Arthropoda; Insecta; Lepidoptera; Noctuidae
Product: myosin light chain kinase, smooth muscle-like
Exons: 10
Coding region: 343-1860 (505 amino acids)
Biological process (GO): cell-cell adhesion
Molecular function (GO): protein binding
Source: RefSeq, a predicted model, not a curated record
AAGUACACAUCUAUAAAUAGACCUCAUAGGUAUAAUAUUUGACAUAAUAUUAUGACCUUUUUAAUUUUCCGUGGUAACUACAGUAAGUGUUACUUCCUGACUGAUGACAUUGUACACAAUAAUGCUCAUUAAAAUAAAUUAAUUGUUCCUAUUAAAUAAAUUAAUGCGUGCGAUGUUCAGAGGGACAACCCUAUUUGGAUCGCACUUUCAUCCAGGACUCGACACUGCCAUCACGAAAUAAAAAUACUUUUAUAUUUUUUUAUUUAUUUUUUCGGUUGCUCGUUUUAAAUAAUGUGUUGUUCGAUAUUUUAAGCUUAGAAUUCGAUUUAAAAAUAAUAUAAAAUGAAGUGGUUAUUUUAUGUGAUUGUUUUAGUGUAUAUGUUCUAUAGAUCAGUUUAUGGAUUAAAACCGGUUGAAAACGGUUUGAUCUUGGACCCGGUGACGUACGGUGACGAUGAUUUUCUCAAAGUUGGGGCGCAUAAGAGCAUUAGUUGUAAAGCAACGAACAGAAAUCAAAAGGUAGAAUGGAUAGACCCAAACGGUAAAUACGUGAAGCAUCUCCCGACAAACCGCGUGUUCUCACAGGAGCACUUCGUGGCAGCCAUGAGGGGCAGAGCCCCAGCCCUGGUACUCACCAUCACGAAUGCUGUGGUCAAGGAUACUGGGGUAUACAGGUGUAGGUCCGGGAAUCUCGAGAAGAAUGUAUCGUUGUGUGUUGUAGAUCCGUCGGACUUUGUAGACACUCAACCUGAAGUGUCGGCUGACCUCGGUCGCUCAAUCACUUUGUCCUGUCAAGCUAAAGGCGACCCUGAACCACGGCUGUUGUGGAGCAGGAACGGAGAAACUAUUACCGAUGACGAGACUCCGGCUAAAUACAGGCUGAUGACGAAAUACAAUAUUCAGGGUUUCGAAGGUCUUUUAACUAUAACAUCGUUGGAACCCGAAGACAGUGGGAUUUACUCCUGUGUCAGCAUCCAAGAACACCCUCAAGCUGAAGACUGCAGUCAUACGAAAAUAUUUAACAUUACUCUUAAUGUAAACUACCCUCCCAUAUUUGAAGAUGGAAAUGAUACGAAGUUAGUUUACGCAAAAGAAAACCAGCUAGUCGACAUAAUUUGUUCAGCGGCAGGCUUCCCUACGCCUACCUACAGGUGGUUUAAAGACAUUGGAGACGAGGUCCUAUAUGAAUUUGAUAAGAAACAGAUCAAAUUGCUCGAAGAUGACACUCAGGCAGUUUUGUCGAUCAAGGCAAAUCAAUCCACGUUUGGACAGAGGUUUAAAUGUCAAGCAAGCAACGACCACGGAGCCUCGGACAAAUACUUCGUCUUAUUAAAAAUUGAAACACCUGUUAGCCCUAAGGAUGUGAGCUUAUCUGACUCCUCCUACGAUUCGGUACAAUUGCAAGUAACGUGGUAUGGAGAAAUACAGUUCCCAAUAAGUGCCUUCAUCGUCGAAUACUUAAAAGUGUCGGGUGAUGCUACCAGAAAAACGAUAGCACCUAAGGAAGCAGCUUUUAAAAGAAGUGAUGAAGCUAUAAUAACAAAAUUCGAAGACGCCGAAGAUUCAGGAUUCAUCUUUGAGCUCGAAGGCUUAGACGAAGAUUCCACUUAUUGGGUACGGGUUAAAGUUCAAAAUGAUGCUGGCGAGUCUCUCUGGUCUACACCAGCUAAAGUUUCCACUACAGUCCAAAGUGUGGAUGACAGUGAAGAGACCACAACCGUUGAAACCCCUGACGCAGAACCUGAGACGGCUGGUGAUGAAGAACCCAUGAGUGAUGGUGCAUUCUACGGGAUUUUCUUCGCUGUUGGCAUUUUUGUUGUGUCUUUCGUCUGUAUGUUUGCAAUGAGAAUGGUUAAAUAAGACGGAACUUGGAUUAAUUUAUUUCUAAUGUUAUUAUGAAAUUGGAUAGUAAUUAGUAUUAUCGAGCGUGUUUUGUUUUCAAAGUUCAUUUAUUUUGGUAAAUAAAUAACUAGUUCGUCCGAUGUAUGUUUUUCAAACAGAAAUAAAAGUGCGUGUAUUUAUAAACCAUUUUAUUAGAGGCAGAAACACCAGUGUAAUUAACAUAACAAUUAGUGUAUAUGAAACCAUUAGCCGACAACAUUAUGUAUGUACACAGUAGAAAUUACCAGAAACGUGUACAAGUGUUACAAACGGCAAUAAACAUUUUAUAAAACAA